AAAGAAAAAUAUCUUCCAUUUGAACAAAAAAAAAAAAAAUAUCUUCUUUGAUUCUCUCUCUCUUAAAAAUCUCUAUUAUUAUUCUUUUGCUAUAUCCAAGUCAUUUUUUUCCAUCGUCUCUUUUGCUGGAUUGUUCUUCAUCAAGCUUUGAAUUUCAGUCUUGUUUGUUUUAAAGCAAAUGGCAACUCCAGCUAGGAAGAGACUCAUGUGGGACUUCAAGAGACUGCAGAAAGAUCCUCCCUUGGGGAUCAGUGGAUCUCCUCAAGAUAACAACAUCAUGCAUUGGAACGCUCUCAUCUUUGGACCUGAUGACAGUCCAUGGGAUGGAGGUACCUUCAAGUUGUCUCUUCAGUUCACUGAGGACUACCCAAACAAACCACCAGUAGUUCGCUUUGUUUCAAGGAUGUUUCAUCCAAACAUUUAUGCUGAUGGAAGCAUUUGCUUGGAUAUAUUACAAAACCAGUGGAGUCCCAUAUAUGAUGUCUCAGCAAUACUCACAUCUAUUCAGUCUCUGCUUUGUGAUCCAAAUCCUAACUCGCCAGCGAACUCUGAAGCUGCGAGGCUGUUCAGUGAGAACAAACGAGAGUACAACAGGAAAGUUAUGGAGAUUGUGGAGCAGAGCUAUGCAUAAUAAUAAUAUGAUGUAACUAUGUAUUUAUUGACUGUUGAGUAAUAUUUUAUCUUAUUAGUUGAAAACUACAAUCACCAUUAGAACUCAA
Messenger RNA from Raphanus sativus (radish), 719 nucleotides. Its product is annotated as ubiquitin-conjugating enzyme E2 3-like. NCBI's taxonomy places the organism in Eukaryota, Viridiplantae, Streptophyta, Magnoliopsida, Brassicales, Brassicaceae. The record is from RefSeq and is a predicted model, not a curated record. Bases 179 to 631 code for a protein of 150 amino acids. The transcript is spliced from 6 exons.